ACUUGGUCGAGAGCGCUAGAGCAGCACUUGGUCGAGAGAGCCUCUGGAGAUUUGCUUCAAUAGUAGUCCUUGGACGAGCUUGGAGAGCCUCUGCAGAGCAGAAAUCGCUGAAGCAGUUUGUGGCUAGCUGAAGAAGACCGAGAACCAACCUACCAGGGAGAUGUCCUUCCGGGAGGAGCACGGCAUCUUCAUCGUGGAGCGUCCCGCGACUGCAGGGGCCCCUGAGGUCAUCCGGAUUCUCGAUGAAGAUGAAGGUAGAUACCCAGCCCUUCAAAUUCCUGAUGAUGAUGUGGUGUUUGUGGGUCAUGGUCAGGCUCCUCCAGUAGAGGCAGAGCGUGCUAUUGAGGGUCUGAGAAGGGAUGACAAGUUGGAGUUAGAGCGUGCUAUUGAGGGUCUGAGAAGGGCUGAGGAGUUGGAGUUAGAGCGUGCUAUUGAGGGUCUGAGAAGGGAUGAGGAGUUGGAGUUAGAGCGUGCUAUUGAGGGUCUGAGUAGUGAUGAUGAUGUGGUGUUUGUGGGUCAUGGUCAGGCUCCUCCAGUAGAGGCAGAGUUUGCUUUUGAGGGUCUGAGUAGGGAUGAGGAGUUGGAGGCAAAGCGUGCUAUUGAGAGUCUGAGUAGGGAUGAGGAGUUGGAGGCAAAGCGUGCUAUUGAGGGUCUGUGGUCAGCUUUAAAAGGUUUUAUGGCUUCUAGUGUGGACUCUGGUUAUGGUAGCUCAGUUCUGGAUAGAGAUGAAGUCCAGCAGCUUCCACCACUAGAAGACUUCUCGCUGGCGGUAGCUCCUCCGGCCCCGCCGGAAGAGCUUCCAGAAGAUCCCAGGCCUGCCCACGGGAGCGCUGAAGAGGUCCAGGAUGUAGAAGAACCCACUCCUUCUACCUCGGUCCUUGGAUCCAGCCAGAAGAGGACUGGAGAGCGCUUCCCGUACAUCCCACUGAAGAGACCAAGAUGGGACGACUCCGACUCGGACUAGAGAUUUUUUUUUUCCAGUGCAGCGCCACUGAAUAUAAUUUCUUUCUUUCUUUCUUGAACUGGUUGACUGGAAAUGUUUGUCUCAGGUAGCUUGUUGCACCAGGACUGUUUUUUACCAGGUCACCAGAUGUUUGUUUUAGUCACCAAGUGUUUUAUCAAGUCAGCUGAACUGGUGAUGUCUUAGGUAGCAUCUGGCACCAGGACGUCUUCAUCCGUUGGCUGAGUUUAGUGUUUUAUUAUUUAAGAAGUGUGUUUUUAGAGCUGGUAGAACUGGAGAUGCUGAUGUGGACGGUUUCACCUGGGCUUCUGUGUCUGGUUGCUAAAUCUUCUAUUUUAUUUGGGUCCUGAGAGGAUUUCCUUUUCAUCUGAUGGAGCAGGCAGUCUGGUUUAGGGUCACACACACACACACACACACACACACACACACACACACACACACACACACACACACACACACACACACGCACAUACAUAUAUAUUAGUAUAUGAUAUUCUAACGUUCACUAAAAGAUGAAAGCCUGGAACACAAGAGGCCAUCGGAGCAAACAAGAUCCCACCUGAGAUGGAUGGUGAGAGGUGGUAGAAGAUAAACAAGAGACCAAGGAGGGCAGGAAGAUGGAGGCUAAACUACAACUACAGUGAUGCUUCUGAUAAUCUGGUAGAGCAGAUAGAGCAGGUCUUAGUGAGGAAUGGGACGUUUACUUGGUGACAUGAGCGUAAGCUGAUGGUGAUCUUUGAUCCGUAUGAAAGACGAGGACGAUAACAUCAUCUUCAUCAUGUCCUUUCUGUUUCACUAACUGUUCUGUCAUAAGAAACUGUUCUAAAUAAUCUGUAGAAGCGUUUGAUUCCAGGUUUAGGAGGAGCUCUCCGUGUCUGUUUGUGUCCUCACGUCCUGCUGGACUGAGCUUCUCUGGGCUUUGUGGUCCUGCAGGAACCAGGAAGGAGCUGAACAGCAGAGCUCUGACACAGACGGAGCAAACAAAGGUUUUAGUGUUUAAAUGUGCACGCGUUUAAAAAUAGCUCUUUACAAAAGUUAAACAAUAAAUACUAAAAUAUUAAAGGCUAAUAAAAUAUAGUCUAAACAUGUAAAUGAUUCAAAUUAACUUGAAUAUUUGAACAAGUUACUGUGCGGUUAAAUUAAAGCAAUAAAGACUCCGAUUAUUUACAUUCAACAUAACUUUAAGAUUCACCGCAGAACAAAAUUACGAUGCGUUUGACCGCGACUAAAGAACGGAUAAACAUCGUAAAAGAACGAGAAGUUAACGAAAAGCAUAAAAGUCAAAGGAGGCUCUAAAUCUGUAAAACGUUUAUAAAAUACUAAAAUGAAUUUAAUUAGAAAAAAUUUUUUAUUUUGACGGUUUCUUUUUUCCUGCUUCAAGACAGAAUUUAUGUUCCAACAUUAAAUGCUGUGUUGAUGCAGGUUUUGCUUUACCGUCUCGCGUCGCCCAAAGCAAAAGGCUCUGGUAACGGAACUCUCAGUAAUGAGACGGGGUUCGAUUCCCUGCAGGGCCCUGCUGCUUAUGCCGACUGAGACUAACGCUGUUUCACUACACUUUACCAUCUACAUAAAGAUAAACUAGGCUCAGUUAUUCAUUUUAAGGAAUUUUGUCAUAAAUUAUCAUAAAAAUCUAAAUUCCUCUAAACAGUGAAGA
Messenger RNA from Nothobranchius furzeri (turquoise killifish), 2615 nucleotides. RefSeq lists its product as uncharacterized. The record is from RefSeq and is a predicted model, not a curated record. Lineage: Eukaryota; Metazoa; Chordata; Actinopteri; Cyprinodontiformes; Nothobranchiidae.